Engraulis encrasicolus (European anchovy) is the source of this 3316-nucleotide messenger RNA. It is a transcript of the gene grm8b, whose product is annotated as glutamate receptor, metabotropic 8b. Gene Ontology annotation, molecular function: group III metabotropic glutamate receptor activity. NCBI's taxonomy places the organism in Eukaryota, Metazoa, Chordata, Actinopteri, Clupeiformes, Engraulidae. The record is from RefSeq and is a predicted model, not a curated record. The coding region runs from base 12 to 2846 and encodes 944 amino acids. Gene Ontology annotation, cellular component: plasma membrane. Gene Ontology annotation, biological process: G protein-coupled glutamate receptor signaling pathway; regulation of synaptic transmission, glutamatergic. The transcript is spliced from 11 exons.
AGAAUAUAUGCAUGCGUACCUAUAGCACUGUGUGUGUCAGCAUGGAGCAUAGAGCCUCCAUGUACUGUGCAGCAGUCCAGUGCAGAUACCUCCUCAUGUUGCUGAGCAUGUGCCUAAGGACUCUGGCCACCACAGACAAGCCGGACCUUCAACAGACACAACCGCAGGCACCGCAGCCGCCACAGGAGUUUGCCCACUCCAUCCGGCUGGACGGCGACAUCAUCCUGGGGGGUCUCUUCCCGGUGCACGCCCGCGGCGAGCCGGGCUCGGGGUCGGCGUGCGGCGAGCUGAAGAAGGAGAAGGGCAUCCACCGUCUGGAGGCCAUGAUGUUCGCCAUCGACCUGGUCAACAAGGACCCCGAGCUGCUGCCCAACGUCACGCUGGGCGCCCUCAUCCUGGACACGUGCUCGCGGGACACCUACGCCCUGGAGCAGUCGCUGGCCUUCGUGCAGGCGCUCAUCGAGAGGGACUCGUCCGACGUGCACUGCGCCAACGGCGAGCCGCCCGUCUUCGCCAAGCCGGACAAGGUCGUCGGGGUGGUAGGCGCCGCCGCCAGCUCCGUGUCCAUCAUGGUGGCCAACAUCCUGCGGCUCUUUGGGAUCCCUCAGAUCAGCUAUGCCUCCACGGCCCCAGAGCUGAGUGAUGACGGGCGGUAUGAGUUCUUCUCAAGGGUGGUGCCGCCCGACACCUUCCAGGCUCAGGCCAUGCUGGACGUCGCCAUGGCACUGGGCUGGACCUACGUGUCCACGCUGGCAUCGGAAGGCUCGUAUGGGGAGAGUGGUGUGGAGGCCUUCCUGCAGCUGUCACGCGAGUCAGGUGUGGUGUGCGUGGCCCAGUCCCAGCGGAUCCCUAGGGAGCCUGUGAGGGGGGAGUUUGACAGGCUCGUCUCCCGCCUUCUGGAGACCCCCAGCGCACGUGCAGUCAUCAUGUUCGCUAAUGAGGAUGAUAUCAGGCGUGUCCUGGAAGCUGCAAAGCGCAACAACCUGACGGGUCACUUCCUGUGGCUGGGCUCUGACAGCUGGGGGUCCAAAGUGUCCCCAGUGCUCAACCAGGAGGAUGUAGCUCACGGAGCCAUCACCAUCCUGCCCAAGAGAGCGUCCGUCUCGGCAUUUGACAGGUACUUCAGGAGCCGCUCUUUGUCCAACAACCGGCGGAAUGUUUGGUUUGCUGAAUUCUGGGAGGAAAACUUCGACUGCAAGUUGGGGAUGAAUCCUAAACGGCAGUUUACCGGUACUCUAAAGAAAUGCACAGGGCUGGAGAAAAUCGGCAGGGACUCUACCUAUGAGCAAGAGGGGAAGGUCCAGUUUGUGAUGGACGCGGUGUACGCCAUGGCACACGCCCUCCACAAGAUGCAGCAGGACAUGUGCGCCGGAUACCCAGGCCUGUGCCCACGGAUGAGCACCGUUGAUGGCAAGACACUCCUCGGCUACAUCCGGGCGGUGAACUUCAGCGGAAGUGCUAAGACCCCUGUGGUGUUCAGUGAGAACGGAGACGCUCCUGGACGCUACGACAUCUUCCAGUAUCAGUCAUCCAACACCUCAGACGGAGAAUACAAAGUCAUUGGGCACUGGGUUGACAAACUGCAUUUGGAUAUGGAUGCCCUGCAGUGGUCCAGAGCUGAAGACGACACCGCCAUGCCCUCCUUCGUGCCCUCCUCCGUGUGCAGCGCCCCGUGCCAGGCGGGCGAGCGCAAGAAGGUGGUGAAGGGUGUGCCCUGCUGCUGGCACUGCGAGCGCUGCGGCGGGUUCCAGUACCAGUCCAGCGAGGUGUCGUGCCAGCUGUGCCCGUACGAACAGCGGCCCAACGCCAAUCGCACCGGCUGCACGCCCAUCCCCAUCGUGCAGCUGGACUGGCACUCCCCCUGGGUGGUGAUACCCGUCCUCUUCGCGGUGCUGGGCAUCAUGGCCACCGCCUGCGUGGCGGCGACGUUCGCCCGCUACAACGACACGCCCAUCGUGCGGGCGUCGGGCCGGGAGAUGAGCUACGUGCUGCUGGCGGGCAUCUUCCUGUGCUACGCCAUCACCUUCCCCAUGGUCGCCACGCCCAACAUGGCCGCCUGCUCGCUCCGCCGCGUGCUGCUGGGCCUGGGCAUGAGCCUGAGCUACUCGGCCCUUCUCACCAAGACCAACCGCAUACACCGCAUCUUUGAGCAGGGCAAGCGAUCCGUGGCCCCGCCACGCUUCAUCAGUCCCCCCUCACAGGUGGCCAUCACCUGUAGCCUGACGUCGGUGCAGCUGCUGGGCGUGCUGGCGUGGUUCGUGGCUGACCCUCCGGACGCGGUGGUGGACUAUGGCGAGCAGCGCACCCAGGACCCGGCCAGCGCCCGCGGCACGCUCAAGUGUGACAUCUCCGACCUGGCGCUCAUCUGCUCGCUCAGCUACAGCAUCCUGCUGGUGGUCACGUGCACCGUCUACGCCAUCAAGACGCGCAGCGUGCCCGAGACCUUCAACGAGGCCAAGCCCAUCGGCUUCACCAUGUACACCACCUGCAUCAUCUGGCUGGCCUUCAUCCCCAUCUUCUUUGGCACCGCACAGUCGGAGGAGAAGAUGUACAUCCAGACCACCACCCUGACCAUGUCCCUGAGCCUGAGUGCCUCCGUCUGCCUGGGCCUGCUCUACCUGCCCAAGGUCUACGUCAUCCUGCUGCACCCGGAGCAGAACGUGCCCAAGCACAAGCGCAGCUUCAAGGCCAUCGUCACCGCCGCCACCAUGACCAGCAAGCUCGGCCAGCUGGCCAGCAGCGACCGGCCCAACGGGGAGGCCAAGACGGAGCUGUGUGAACCCAAGCCUGGCAGCCCGCCACCCUCCAAGAACACAUAUGUGAGCUACACCAACCAUGCCAUGUGAGGAUGCCAACCAUGCCAUGUGAUCAUUUCAGCGGAUGCCCGUGGAAUACGACCUGAUUCCAAUGAGGACAGUGCCAACUCACGAGGACAUGUAGAGAGCACAGAGAGGGACAUGGACAGCCCACCCCAUCACCCCCCAACCCUCGCAUUGUACUCAGGCUGAAGAAAGAGAGACCAAUAAAUGCUAAAUUAAUAAUAUGAUAAAUAAUAAAAAAUGAUCCUAUAAUUUUGAAAUUAAGUACGGGGAGAAUUAAUGAUCGUUGUUCAGUUUGGUGUAAAUAUUCAGUGGCUGUCUGUCAUUGUUUCCCUGUUUAUUGUCCAAGUGUCUAACCAGCAUUAUGAAAGUCAUCCCUCAUUACCUAGUCCUAGCCGCAGAGUUUGGACUGUAGCCCUGAAGAAUCUGAGUAUGUAUGCCAAGAGUAAAGCAUGCCGUUUUUUAUACAAAUUGUUUAUUUAUUAAUAAAAGGAAUG